AUGUCUGACAGCGACGAGAUUGCCCAUGCUAUUGCCGGUGCUGGCGGCGGUGCCCUUUCCAUGAUUGUCACGUACCCGUUGGUCACGUUGUCGACGUUGGCCCAGACCACCAAGAAGAAGAAGGAAGAGGACGCGAAGAAAACGUCUUCUGUGGAAGCUACCAAGCAGAUUUUGAAGGAGAAGGGCGUGCUAGGGUUGUACUCGGGACUUGAGCUGGCGUUGUACGGAAUCACGCUUUCCCAGUUCAUUUACUACUACUUUUAUGAGUUGACACUGAAUGUGUUUUUGAAGGCCAACAGGGCUGGGAAGCUUAAGAGAGGCGGGCUUUCGACGGUUCAGUCAAUUAUCACCGGUGCCAUUGCCGGUGCUAUCACUGUGAUAGGCACAAACCCAUUUUGGGUCGCCAACACUAGAAUGAUGACCAAGGCUAAGGAACACGGUAACCUGAGCGGUUCUACCAUUAAGGCUAUUUUGGAGAUUGUCGAGCAGGACGGCUUGGGAACCCUUUUUGCCGGUGUUUUCCCUGCCUUGGUGUUGGUGAUUAACCCAAUCAUCCAGUACACGAUCUUUGAGCAGAUCAAGAACAUCAUCGUCGCUGCCAACGGUGUUAAAUCGUUUACCGGUAUCAAGGCUUUCUUUAUUGGCGCUUUUGGUAAGCUUGUGGCUACCACUUUGACUUACCCAUACAUCACGUUGAAGUCGAGAAUGCACGUUAAGAAGAAGCAGUUGCUGGAGAAGACUGGCGACGAGGAAGUGAAGCUUUCUAUGGUUCAGGAAAUCCAGAAGAUUGUUUCUGACGAAGGUUUGGAAGGCUUGUACCGUGGUUUGGGUAUUAAGUUGUUCCAGUCCAUCACCACUGCUGCUUUCUUGUUCUACUUCAAGGAAGAGUUGUUGACUGGUUCCGUCAAGCUCGUGCUGAUUCUCCGUGGCACUCAGGUUAGAAAGACUCUUCGCUAG
This is a messenger RNA of Candidozyma haemuli, 957 nucleotides long. RefSeq lists its product as uncharacterized. Lineage: Eukaryota; Fungi; Ascomycota; Pichiomycetes; Serinales; Metschnikowiaceae. The record is from RefSeq and is a predicted model, not a curated record. Gene Ontology annotation, molecular function: NAD transmembrane transporter activity; coenzyme A transmembrane transporter activity; ADP transmembrane transporter activity. Gene Ontology annotation, cellular component: peroxisomal membrane. The transcript has a single exon. Bases 1 to 957 code for a protein of 318 amino acids.